Messenger RNA from Cladocopium goreaui, 4092 nucleotides. Lineage: Eukaryota; Dinophyceae; Suessiales; Symbiodiniaceae. The record is from the annotation of a GenBank genome assembly.
AUGUGGUUUCUUUGGAGUGAUGAUGGAAAAACUAUGGAAGGCAUCGUGGUGAGCCAUGUGGAUGAUUUGCUGAUGGGUGGAAGCCCGGUGGCGAUUGCUUCCCUGGAAGCACUUGGCAGAGAAUUGGGAUUUGGUUCGUUGGAACGUGGAUCCUUUGUGUACUGCGGCAAGCGCAUCACACAACAUGCUGACCACUCCAUCUCCAUUGACAUGAAGGAGUACCAUGAGAACCUGGCGCCUGCAGUUGUUCCUAUGCACCGGCGCCGCACUCCUGAUGCUCCGCUGACUCCAGAUGAGCAGAAGAAACUCAGAGCAUUGUUAGGAAGUUUGCAAUGGUUGGUUUCCCAACUUAGGGCUGAUUUAGGUUUUCAGUUGUCCACCUUACAAGGGGAUAAGCAAGUUGUGGGGACGUUACUCAAAGCAAACUCGCUUGUUCGACAAGCAAAACUGCAAUCUGAUUUCGCGCUCCGCUACGUUCCUCAAGACCUUGCACGAUGUGGGCUGAUGGUUGUGACCGACGCCUCUCUGGGGAAUGUGACGAAAGCUGGAAGCAGUGAAGGAGAGUUGGUGGAAAGAGUUUUCAGCCAGGCGACCUACGUCAUUUUGCUGGCUGAUGAACAGUUGAUGGAAGGAAAGCCUGGUCGAUUCAACCUGAUCGACGCCAGAAGCCAUAGACUUGGAAGAGUCUGCAGAUCAACCUUCGGCGCAGAACUCCUUGCGUCUGAGGAAGGUUUGGAUGCUGGACAUUUCUGCAGAGGAGCCUUUGCUGAGAUGUUGGGUUACCCCAUGGAAAAGCCGUUUGCCGAGCAGAGCAUGGACUUGAUCCCUUUGCAGAUGGUGACAGAUGCAAAAGACAACUAUGACAAGUGCAACAGUGACACUCCGACAUAUGGAAGUCAGAAAAGCCUUGCAUUCACCAUAGCUUGGAUCCGCAGCAUGCUACGCCGAGACUCCACCAUGAUGAAGUGGACCGCCACCGACAACAUGUUCGUGGAUGGAGGCACGAAGCUGAUGAAACUGGAUCACAUGGCCCGGAUUUUGCAAUCCAAUGAGUGGUGUGUGACAUUUUCCCCUGGCUUUGUAAAGCAAACAGUCAAGAAACCGACUAAGACAGCCAGUAGCUUAGAUAGCUUAGUCUUAGGCCAAGCCGUAGAUGCAAGCAACCCAAUGUUUGGCCAUUUGCUGGGCCUUAGCGAAUUGGUAGGUUGGCACAACAAAGGUGCCUACAAAGUGCACGUGGCAAAGAAUGCACGUUCGUAUAGAACUCCAGAGCCGAGAUUUGAAGCCUCAAAGUACCCGCACAGAAGUACUUUUGGCAAAUUCGUUGACCCCAACGGCCACGCAGAAUGGCGACAGUUGGAAGAUCGAAAGGCCUAUGUCUUGCUGGCAGAUCCCGGCGUUGUGGCGAAGACAUUGCAGUCCUGUUUUGAAGCUGCUGGUGGUUCUGCUCAGGGCCAGGUGCCAUGUCAUGCGGCUGUGCGAGCCUUGUGCACGGCCCACACCAUGCUGCUUGCUGGUUUGCCAUCUACCAGCAUCAGUGAAGCAAAGUGGUGGAGUCUUCUGAAGCGAGCUGGUGUCUACUCUGCUGAGGACGGAGUCACACUAGACCAGCUACGAGAAGUGCAGGCUCAAACCCUGGGCUCCCUGAGGGAUUGUUUCGCGCCCAAGCAGCUCCUAAGGAGCAUGCGGCGUGUUCCACGAAGCGAGCCACGGUUGAAGGAUCGCUACGAACAGUUCGAAUUUCGGGCCAAAGGUGCCCUUGGAAAGGUGUUCCGCUGCCGGCACAUGGAGACGGAGAGCUUGGCCGAAGUGCGGCAGAUUCGCAAGGACAAGGUCUGUGUUCCCAUGGACUACAUCCGAACCAGUUUGCAUCGGAUCAGCGAGUUGCAUCAUCCCAAUGUUCCACGCGUUGUGGAUUGCCUAGAGGAUUUCCGAAACUUCUUUGUGGUCUCAGAGCCCAUCGAAGCCUUGGAGGUCAUGGACUUUAUGCAGAGCUCCUUUGUUCAUGGCACCACCGUCUCAGAGGCCUGUGUUGCCAAUCUGAUCCGCCAGGUGUUGGACGCAUCGGCUUAUUGCCACGCGCAGCAGUUGGGGCCAGUGAUCCACCGAGACCUGCAACCUGAGUCAGUCCUGGUGGAAGAUACUGAAGGCAGUGCCGGCAUGAAAGCCUGGGUCACGUGCUUUGGCUUGCAGCCCUUGUUCGACCUGCACGGCUUGGGUGGUUCUCUGCCUGCCAGCUGUUUGCCUCCGGCUCCCAGUGUGUCGCCGGAGCUGACGCCGGAGGCAUUACCCUGCUCGAGUGGACCAGAAUUCUUGGCCCCAGAAGUAUGGCGCCGUGACUAUGGACCCAAGUGCGAUGUAUGGUCCUGCGGCUGCCUCCUCUUUCUGCUGUUGACAGGUCGAGCUCAAGCCAAAUCACCGGAGCAAAGAGCUGUGCCACCAGCGCCACAGCAGCGCUGCUGCAGAGCUGCUCGGGCGCCUCGAGGAGCCCGGUGCGCCCAGGGUGCAGCGAUGCGCACUGAAGAGGCCGAGGGCCCGGAGGGCCCGGAGGGCCCGUUGUAUCCCAGGGAUCCCAGGGAUCCCAGGGAUCUCAGGCUUUGUACGGUGGAGUUGCCAGCAUCGUUGCGAGUGACGGCCAAAGAUGCGUUGCGCAAAGUGCUGCUGGAGGGUCCCCCAGAAGAUCUACAUUUGGAAGCCUUUGAGCUUCUGGCUGUCUUGAAUCCUGCACCGGGCUGGUUGUCAUCCAAAGAGAUCGAGUCUGUAACGCCUUCGCUUCUGCGGCUACUGCUGAGCCGCUGGGAUCGAGACGACUUCUGCCUGGGAAAACCCAUGAGUCUGUUGCUCCAGUGGGUUGAGGCCGGCGCCGUGCCUCCAAUGGUGACAGCCGGCUUUGCUCUCAAGAUCCUGAGAAGCCUUGGUGAGAGAGAGAGGACCAAUGGCGCAGCACUGAAAUGGUCAGAGGAGCAGCUUCAAUUCCUGGCGCGCACCUCCCAGUUGGGUCGCCGUGCCUUGUCACAGCUCAGUCUGCACAGCGACCAGGUGGUGGCGUUUCUGGUAAAAUCCCUGCACCACUUCUGUGCAGCUGCCAUGGUCACAGAGUGUCAGCAGCUGUCUCUGGAGAUUUUGGGCUUCAUCUGUGGUAAAGACGAUGACUUGGACUGUGCUGCGGAUAUCCGGGAGCGCUAUCCCAUCGAUGAGGUGUGGAAUCUCAUGAUGGAUGCGGAUGAAGAAUUCCACCGAGCGAAUGGAGUGGCUCCAGUGGGGCCCUGGAACUACUGGGUCGUGCCCUUACUCAAGGAGGAGAAAGCCAAAGACACAGUGCUGAUCAAUGGUAUUGGCUUUGUGGCGGCUUGUGUGGAUUCCGAGAUUUUGCGAAUCCAUGCAAUGAAAGACCGUGCUCUCCUGGCAGCACUGCAAGAUUUGAGCAGCUCGCACAGCUCUGAAGAAGUAAGACACUUCGCAGCGAAGACAGGGCAGCGCGUGUUUGACGUGGCUUUCCGCCGCGAGGAGGGACGUGUUGGUCGAAAACUGGUCGACUUAGCAAACAGCAAAAGGAGCCGUUUGCCCCGAGCGGAAAAGGUGGAUAUGCCGCAGCAAAAAAGGUCCAUGCUAUCACCAGUCAAGAGCCGGAUUGGUUGGGGAGCUCAGCCUCAACAGCUUGGCAUGCUUGGCAUGUUGGUGUCGACAGCGGCUUUGGCACUGUGCAAGCGCAUGCUUGACAAGGAUGAUAUGACAAGACCCACGGCGCAAGACUGCCUCAGGAACCCUUGGCUGACUGGAACAAUCGAUGCAACUCCAGAGCCUCUACUUCCAGAGACAUUCAGUGCCCUGAUGCAGUCGCAUGCGCAGUCCAAGUUCUUCCAGGUGCUGAUGAACGUCGUUGCCAGCGAGAUCAAGGUGGGUCGCCUUCGUUUGAUCCGAGAAGUGCUUCUGAACUUUGAUCCCAUGGGCAGCGGCUACAUCUCAACCAGGGACUUGGAGGUGGUCUUCAAAGAGUUAUCCAUCUCAGGCCCCACCACGGAGCAGGCACUUCGAGCAUUGGAUGUAGCUGGUACCGGUCAGGUGCGCCGAGUGGGCUCUCAGGGUCGAUGA